Molecule: messenger RNA, 4366 nt
Organism: Hemibagrus wyckioides
Lineage: Eukaryota; Metazoa; Chordata; Actinopteri; Siluriformes; Bagridae
Gene: creb5b
Product: cAMP responsive element binding protein 5b
Exons: 11
Coding region: 215-1657 (480 amino acids)
Biological process (GO): regulation of transcription by RNA polymerase II
Molecular function (GO): cAMP response element binding; DNA-binding transcription factor activity, RNA polymerase II-specific
Source: RefSeq, a predicted model, not a curated record
AUGCCGCUGGCUUAGUUUUUGGUUGCAGAUAAAGAGAGCGCGCGCUUGCAGGCUGGAAAGUCAACUCGGUCCCGGUACAAUGGCUAUUCUCCCGAGUGAGCUGAAGUGACAAGUCGCUGUGCGGGGCAACACGUUUGAAGUUACUGUCUGUCUAACGGAAUGCGUGCGGCGCGAGCUGGGUUUUCUGAAGGUUUAUGAGGAGCUGGAGCAAGAGAUGAACUCCGAGCAGGAAAGGCCGUUCGUUUGCAGCGCUCCAGGCUGCUCUCAGCGUUUCCCCACAGAAGACCAUCUAAUGAUUCACCGCCACAAGCAUGAGAUGACCCUCAAAUUUCCUCCCAUCAAAAGUGAUAACAUGCUAUCAGACCAGACGCCAACUCCAACACGCUUCCUGAAGAACUGUGAGGAGGUAGGACUGUUUAGUGAGCUGGACUGCUCCAUCGAGCAGGAGUUCUGCAAAGUCCAAGAGGAGGAAGACACCAAACCGAAUAUUGCUCUUCAUGCACAACCAGGCCCCAACCAGCACCAGCAACCUCACAGUGGAAUGGCCAACCAUGAGAGCAGCAUAGUGAUACAGCAAGCAUUGCCAUCACCACAGUCCAGCUCAGUCAUCACUCAGGCUCCUUCCACCAACAGACAGAUUGGCCCAGUUCCUGGCUCUCUCUCGUCACUGCUACACUUGAGGAACAGACAGCGACAGCCUCUGCCAGCCUCCAUGCCUGGCACUCUGCCUGACCCGACCAUGCAGGGAUCUUCUGCUGUGCUCAUGCCUAUGGAGAGACAAAUGUCCAUGGGCUCCAACAUAAUGGGCAUGCAAGGCCCCACCCACAGCAGCUCCUGUUCCUCUCCUCAUGUACCAUCCAUGCAUUCAGAAGCAAAACUGAGACUGAAAGCUGUUCUGGCUCACCAUCCAGGGCCUAUCUCCAAUGGCAACAUGAAUACGAUGGGUCACAUGAUGGAUAUGAUGUCAUCGCGGCAAGAGCAGAGCGGCCAUCACCAUUUGCAUUCUCACCCUCACCAACACAUGCAAGCCCCGCCCCAUGGUUACCCACACCACGCCCACCACCAUAGCCACACCCAGACAGGCCACCACCACCCGCAGAGCCACGGGCACCAUAACUCUCACCCUGGCCAUCUACACCCUGCACACGGGCACCAGACGUCUCCUCACGCACCAAUGCACUCAGCUGCCCCUCAGUUAUCCCCGGCCGCACAGCAAAUGCAGCCCACGCAGACGCUGCAGUCUGGACCACCCAGUGGGGGUCGGCGCAGACGUGUAGUGGACGAGGACCCUGACGAGCGUCGCCGCAAGUUUCUAGAGCGAAACCGGGCGGCCGCUACACGCUGCAGACAGAAGAGGAAAGUUUGGGUGAUGUCUCUGGAGAAGAAAGCUGAGGAGCUCACCCAGACCAACAUGCAACUUCAGAAUGAGGUGAGCAUGCUGAAGAAUGAGGUAACUCAGCUCAAGCAGCUUCUACUGACACACAAAGACUGUCCCAUCACCGCCAUGCAGAAGGAGUCACAGGGUUACCUCAGUCCAGAGAGCAGUCCAGCAGGAAGUCCGACCCCUGUGACCCAGCAGCAGGUCAUCCAGCACAACACCAUCACCACAUCUAACACGGCCUCCAAUCACUGCACAGACAUCAACCCCAUCCACUAGAGACUCUCUAUGUCUUAGACACUCGUACAGCUGCACCACGAGCUCCGUGAACAAAGGCACACCUCUGCGCCUCUGUGGCAACUCUUUCUUCCAUAAGUAUUUGGUACAUGUAAAUCUCAUGGUUUCUUUGGUGGGUUUUUGGUUGUUUUGUUUUUUAUUUGAAAAUAGUUUUAAAAAGAGGCCUAUCAAAAUGAAUCCAGUGCUGAAAUUUUUAGCAUGACCUGUUCACACAAAGUCAAGGUACAAAAUUACAUAUAUGAGGAGAGAGUUUGAGACUUGUGUUUCUGCGUGUUUUACUGAUUUACUGACUGUCCCUCAAAUACUACUGCCUUCCCACAUAUGCAACAGUCAAUUUGUAGCCUUGGUGUGUCCGUUCUCAUUGCUCUGAACUAUAAUGCCAAAAAAAAAUCUGUUUCUUUUGUAUCUGUUUGUAUUUACAAAUGAUUUAUGGAAAUUAAUUGUCCUGUCAAACUUCCAGUCUCCUGCAAGGCGAUGAACUAAGAAAACCUAAUUGAUAAUCCAUUAUGUAUUGAUGACAAUAAUGAUGUUAAAUGGAAGCAAUAUACAUCAGUCUGACGAAUACUCAACAACUUGGCUGUCAUUUUCUUGUCAAUUUACCAGAUUUAAUUCACAUCACAGCAUCAGUAGUGCAGUAAAUUACCUUGCUUGGCUGGUGCUUGGCUGUGCUGCUUUUAGCAGCAGCCAGUAAUUAUAAAAUCAAGUUACAUCACUUAGUGUGUUUAAGUUGAGUUUCUGCCUUGUUGAAAAUUCGUCAGGUUUCUGGUGAGGCCCACUGUUUGUGUGUAUGUGUGCGUGAAUCUCAAUGGCUGCUCUAGCCAUAUGCUGAAUCUCAGCACGGUGACACUCUCGAGACAUCUCUACUUACUAAAACCUCUGGGCCAAAUUACAAAGGCCUUCUGUAAAGUAAGAAAAUAAUGUAAUCACCAGUAAUCAAUGUUUGUUUAAACCUGCAUGGCCAUCGUCCUGUUGGAUGAAUAUGAUGUUGCCUUUUUUUUUUUUUUUUUUUUUUUGAGCAUGGCCAGAAGAGUCUGUCUCUUGGUUGCUCCUUAAGUCUAUGAUUAUGCAGUAUGUAAUAUGAUCAUUCAGUCUAACAGGCUCAACAGAUGUUGAUUAGAUUGUCUGGAUUCAGAGACAUAUCCAGAUUGGGUGCGUAAGAAAGCUUUACGAGCAGCUCUUCCUCUCAAGGACCAAGCAAAGGCUCAAUAGAGGUCUACAGAAUUUCCUAUAGCAGAUAUGUAGGGGUCUGCAGGAGGUCAAAUCUGCUGCUGCACUGGAGAUCUUCAUAUUGAUAGCAGCUUCUUCUUAUUAUAAGGACAUUCCAAUGUGAACCCUAUUUUUUGCCCUUUGUAUCUUUGUUUGGUUGUUUGUUAAAAAAAAAAAAAAAGAUCUCUUUACCUCAGGACUGCAUAAUCCCAGACACGAAGCUGCCUACUGAGUGGCUGAGCAGGCCUUGAAGCCCUGAUGAGGUUAUAUCAAUUAGCUGUCUCCCUUUAACUUCGACUUUUACGUAGCGCUUUCGUUUUGUCUGCCUCUAAGAGAAUGUAGCAUUUUACUAUUUCUAAACAGGUACCAAUCUAAACUAUGCUUUUCCAACUCUCACAUUGUGCCUGAACUAUUUUGUGACUUACUCACAUGCAAAAGAAUGUCAGUCAUUAUUAAUAUCAAACAUUUUUUUUGUGUGUGUGUGUGUGUUUGUUGAAGAUUUUAUGCUCUUUUGUAAACGUUCAGACUAAUUGCUUGCUUGCAUGGAGCUGUUCCUGGGGAUUCACUUUGGUGGACACUUGGGUAUUUGUCUGGACCUCGGAAGCCUGCGAUGAGAGCACCUUGACCUUCUUUGACUUUUCCCAGGCAUCCACGGUCAAACCCAACUAAAUUGUUACGUUUGCGCCAAAAUGUCCCCCCUCAACAGGAGAAAGGGUCCUUCUUCCAGCAGCUGAACUCUCAAGUAUUCCACAGCUUGUCAAGGACAUUUUAACCUUCUUAAUUGGAACAUAUUGAUUUCCUUCACCUUCCCAUGCAGCACUGUGUCCGGAGCGGGAGCGUGCUAAACCACCUCCGCAUUUAGAGGAGGAUCCAUGUAGCUGUCUAUGCACUUUGACCUCUGCGAAUACAGCAGAGUUUGAAAUAGCCAUAUUGAAGACUCAGUGAUUCUUCUGUUCCCACACCAGCGAGAUGCAGCCCCUGUCAUCCCAUGGAGACAGAGGCAUCGCAGCCUUUUGUAUCUCCCAAAAACAAGGAGUCCCUUAAUGGGCCAUCCUACUGGAAUCCAAGGAUAUGUAUAUCUUCACUUUCAGACUUUGUGUCUAGAUGCUCUUAUAGCUUUAAAAAAUUUCAGAUAUCUCUUUAAGAUGUCUCUAUCUACAAAACGUUGUAGAUAACCUUUGUAGGUUUUUUCACACUGUGAAGGUGGCUGGGGUAGUAAUGUGAAAUAGAACAAUAAUGUUUUCUAUUGAGUCUAGAGACCUCAUGCAUUGUGUUUGCAUUCGGUCAGUUGCAGGAGUUUCCCCAAUGAACAAUGUAACUGAAGCCAGCACUUGCUACAUGUAGCAUUGUAAAGAGGCUUUUUCCUUUCUGUUUUUUUUUCCCCCACGAUUUGUUUUGUGGUUUGUUACAGCUUAACACGAACCUGAUCAUAGUACAUAUGUGUCAUCUCAGUGUGCAUUUCAGUACUGCACUCUAGUUCCUGCA